Messenger RNA from Lodderomyces beijingensis, 837 nucleotides. The record is from the annotation of a GenBank genome assembly. NCBI's taxonomy places the organism in Eukaryota, Fungi, Ascomycota, Pichiomycetes, Serinales, Debaryomycetaceae.
AUGAGCUACUACAAUUCAUUAGACGACCUGGUCUUGAGUUCGUCAACAAAUUUUUACAUAAACACCAGAUUCCACCAGAAUAUAGACUACUUAGACUACGUUCCACGGAAAUCAUCUUCGACGCGAGACCAGCUGCAGCUGCAACCACAGCAUUACUUACAAGACAACUCAAACUUGCUCAACUUUGUCAAGUACAUCAACUCAAACCCCGACUACAAAUACGGCAACACAUUUCUUUACCAGAGGCUUCUAAAUAUCUGCUGGAGACGUGUCUUUAAAAACCAAUUUGAUCUACCCGAGUUGAACCCUUUGACGAUCAACUGGGACAAGAACAGUGACAUUACAUGGCUAUUUGGACCAAGAGUCGAGUAUCCAUGUGAGAGUGGGGCACCAGCACUGACUCUGGACGCUUGCACAUCACCGUCAUCGUCAUCCCCACCACCACAACAACAACUCGGCACAUCCGUCCAAGAACCAGAGCUUGAACUUGGACUUGAACUUGAAUUGGAAGAUAGAAUGAGUGUAUCCUCAUACGACUCAGACUCUGAACUAGACCAAGACCAAGAUCAGGAUUUCAUCCACACUUCUUCACCGGCAGCAGCAGCUAGAAAGGACUCUACAUGCUCAACGCUGUCGACGUCUUCAUCAUACUACGACGCCAACGAAGAAGCACCAACCAACCAGAAACUCAAAUCGAUACUAAGAACAUCCACCAAUGACAAGAGACACGAGCCUCGAACAAAGAGGAGUGUAACUUUCAACUACAUUGUAAACACCAGGGAGAUCAUCGAUAACAUCUCAUUAGAUUACAAUUUCCUAGACCAGAAUUGCAUCUAA